CUUGUGCAGGAUAAAUACGGGACAGAGGCAGAGCUGUGCACCACAGUCUCCUUUUCUCCAAGGCAGGCAGAUCUCCCCUCUAACUCAGAAGCCGAAACAAUGUCUGUGAGAACCUACAGCGUGACGAACUCCGUCAGGGCUGCCCCUGUGACCUUCGGUUCCAUGCAAUAUAGUGGCCCUUCCUUUACUCGGCGGGCUGUUAGUUUGCAUGGGGUUCAAAGUGGACCGCGUGUCUCCAUGGCAUCCCACAACAUGGCUUUGAGGGGAGGUGCUGGUGCUGGUGGCUAUAGUUUUGGCAUGGCCGGAGGUGCAGGUGGAGGUGCAGGCGGAGGUGCAAGCUUUGGCAUGGGCGACAUGGACCUCCAUGUGGGAGCCAAUGAAAAAGCCACCAUGCAGAACCUGAAUGACCGCCUGGGCAACUACCUGGAAAAGGUGCGCUCUUUGGAGAAGGCCAACGCUGAGCUGGAGCUGAAGAUCCGCCAGUUCAUGGAGAGCAAGACCUCCCCCGCUGCCCGUGACUACUCAGCUUUCCAGGCCACCAUUGCUGACCUGCAGGGAAAGAUCCAGGAUGCCACCCGCGACAAUGGAGGCAUCUACCUGGCCAUUGACAAUGCAAAACUCGCUGCAGAUGACUUCAGAACCAAGUAUGAAAAUGAGCUGGCCAUGCGACAGUCAGUGGAGGCAGACAUCGCCGGUCUGAAGAGGCUGUUGGAUGAGCUGACACUGGCCAGGUCAGACCUGGAGAUGCAGAUUGAGGGUCUCAAGGAGGAGCUGAUCUACCUGAAAAAGAACCACGAGGAGGAAUUGGCAGCGCUGAGGAGCCAGAUGAGUGGCCAGAUCAAUGUGGAGGUGGAUGCAGCACCACAGCAGGACCUGAACAGAGUUCUUGCUGAAAUCCGUGAACAGUAUGAGGCUUUGGCCAACAAGAACCAGCGUGAGGUUGAGAACUGGUUCCAGACAAAGUCAGAGACACUGAGCAAGGAGGUGGCUGCCAGCACAGAAGGUAUCCAGACCUCUAAGUCAGAGAUCACUGAAAUCCGUCGCACCUUGCAAGGCCUGGAGAUCGAACUGCAGUCUCAGCUUAGCAUGAAAGCCUCCUUAGAAGGCACCUUGGCCGACACAGAGGCGCGGUACUCAAUGCAACUCCAAGGUCUCCAGAUGCAGGUAACCAACCUGGAGGAACAGCUGGUGCAGCUUCGCGCUGACAUGGAACGCCAGGGCCAGGAGUACAAGAUGCUGCUGGACAUCAAGACCCGGCUGGAGAUGGAAAUUGCUGAGUACAGGAGGCUGCUGGAUGGAGAAGCUAGCAGCCUCAGCAGCGGCAGCACCAGGAGCUCCAAGGUGGUCGUGGUCACAGAGGAAGUGGUGGAUGGCCAAGUGGUGUCCUCCACCACCGCCACCACCUAAUCAUCUAUCAAGCAGCAAACGGAACACAAGGGUGCGACACAAUCCUGUGGAACGCCGAAACAACAUCUGGAUCCAAUACUGUCAACACAUACACAUGUGAAUGCAAUAAAAAAGCACCCAAUUUGCUGAAUGCCA
Molecule: messenger RNA, 1542 nt
Organism: Myripristis murdjan (pinecone soldierfish)
Lineage: Eukaryota; Metazoa; Chordata; Actinopteri; Holocentriformes; Holocentridae
Gene: krt15
Product: keratin 15
Exons: 7
Coding region: 100-1407 (435 amino acids)
Cellular component (GO): cytoskeleton
Molecular function (GO): structural molecule activity
Source: RefSeq, a predicted model, not a curated record